AUGAAACAAAAAGAACCAAGAAAAAUUCUUUUUGUUGCGCGACUGAAAAACGGCAAAAAAAAAGUGAGAUUAGACACUUCAAAACUGUUUCAAUGCAAUACUUUCUCGAUACCGAUCACUGCAAACAUCCAAAGAACUCACAAAUUAAAUGUUAUUGCACUUUUCUCAGCUAAACUUACAGAACUCAUCAAAACGAUUACAGGUUUGAAAACAUUGAAACCUUGA
This is a messenger RNA of Clunio marinus, 225 nucleotides long. The record is from the annotation of a GenBank genome assembly. Lineage: Eukaryota; Metazoa; Arthropoda; Insecta; Diptera; Chironomidae.